Molecule: messenger RNA, 1987 nt
Organism: Orussus abietinus
Lineage: Eukaryota; Metazoa; Arthropoda; Insecta; Hymenoptera; Orussidae
Exons: 2
Coding region: 281-1852 (523 amino acids)
Cellular component (GO): extracellular region
Molecular function (GO): chitin binding
Source: RefSeq, a predicted model, not a curated record
AUAUAAAAUCAAUUUACUGCGUGGUACAAGUUAUACGAUAAACCUCCUCCAUAAGACACAUAAGAUGAAAAAUGUGCCCAACCCCGAACAGUACAAAUAUCCUACAGGAAUACAGUUUCUCUCCAACGGGUUUAAAAGUGGAGAAGGACUUUGCUUAACUGUACUCUAAGAGGUGUUAAUGCCAGUGACUUAACUGCUCGAGGGAACGCGAGAAAAACAUAUAAAGAGAGAUCGGUGCCCCUGUGGAUCAGUCGAGCAGGGAACACGAACAAGUAACGUAAUGCCACUGCUUGCAUUCAUUCUUUUAUUACCGAUCUCCAUUGAGAACGGCCUAGUGAGUGCAUCAAGGUGCCCGGAACCAAGAAAGCCUCACUCAACAAGUUGCACGACAUUUUACAAUUGCAUUAAUCUGCCCGAUGGAGGGUUCGUUUGGGCGCCAGCCAAGUGUACGGAUGGCUUGAUGUAUCAGCCUCAGUUACGAAUAUGCGUGCUUCCUGGCGAUUCCUGGACUUGUGAUGACAUCGGACCGGAGACACAAGUUGUAACGGAAAAUUAUAAAACACCAGAAUUAAUCGAUCCUAAUCAGACCAGCUACUUAGGCUACACCGAGAACAGUGCAGAUUUUGAACCCAUCGAUUCGUCUCAUAUAAUUGAUGGAGCCUUUGACCGAAGACCUCUAACAAAAGACCAACAUCCAUCUAUGGUGACUCCAUAUCCGCUCCUUGAGGUCACCGAGUCCGGGGUGAAGACUGACGUAUUUCAAGAGUACAUCAACAGAAUGAUGCAGAAUAUACAUCUGCCGACAAUCAUGAAGCUUAGUGUGGAAAACGACUUGCAGAAAUUAUUAAAGAAUCGUCAUCAGGUACCAUCAUCAUCUGGCCACAUUAAUGCGGAACAGCUGCGAAACCACUUAUCGUGGUUCAGCCGGUUAAUUAGCGAACUCAUGGUGUAUCAAGGAUUGAACACUUCUUAUCGUCAAACUUCUUCCAUGACUAGCACGGAUAGUCCUUUAACGGAACAGCCAUCUGUAGAAAACACUCUCAAAGUUACGGAAUAUUCAGCUGAUAGCACGAACACCGUAUUGUUGAGCUACUUGAUGAAAAAUUAUGUUCUGGAAAAUCACGCGGGAAAUAUUAAUUUAAAUACCAAUUCCAAAGAAACAGAAUCGGUACAUCCUAUAAUCAACAGAAACGAGACCGAGAAUAACAACGGGAUGGAUGUGGAUAUUAAUUAUAAUCGGACGAGACAUGAAAUAUUGUUAGAAAAAAUUAUCAAAGGGCAGGCAGCAGAGAAUAGCAUCGUCUCCAUCAAAGAUAAUUUAGGUGGUACGCGGUAUAUAACUAUUACUAAGUACAGGACACUGGCUGAUCAUCUGGAUUCGGAUGACAUAGAAGUACUGCCGUGUACAAAUGGUGCACGUUUGCCAAACAUCACCGACUGCACUAAGUAUUACAUUUGCGAGCCCAAAACCGCCAUCGUCGUGGAUUUUUCAUGUCCACCUAAUACCGCUUUCAAUGACUAUAGAAGGGUUUGCGAUGUGAAGAAAUACGAGAAUUGCUUUUCGAAUGAUAACGAUAAUCACGAGAAAGGUUCCCACAGAACUAUGGAUGAAUUAAAUUCCGGCCGUAGUGCUAAAAGAAGUCCUUGUCAAACGAUUGGAAAGCAUGGCGACCCAACUUCGGAAUCUCAUUACUAUUUGUGUUAUUCGUCGUCUGGUAGAUCGUCGGAAAUAGUCCCUAUUAGGAUGACCUGUCCAAAUGGCUUGAUAUUUUGCCACGAAAGGAAGGUAUGUACUUUGAAGCAAAUCUGUACAGAGGAAUCAAGAAUAAUUACGCCUGAAGACGCGCAAUAAGAACUUAAAAAUACAAAUCGAGCGUCCCAAAACGAGCUUAUCGAAUGGAACCACUACACCUGGAUCAAGAACUCAAAGGAUUUAUGCCGUUUUGUUAUCAAACGUUAUUAGUAGCAUUAUAAAUAAUAUACUAAA